This is a messenger RNA of Chroicocephalus ridibundus (black-headed gull), 13658 nucleotides long. It is a transcript of the gene SON, whose product is annotated as SON DNA and RNA binding protein. Bases 202 to 11877 code for a protein of 3891 amino acids. Gene Ontology annotation, molecular function: RNA binding. Lineage: Eukaryota; Metazoa; Chordata; Aves; Charadriiformes; Laridae. The record is from RefSeq and is a predicted model, not a curated record. Gene Ontology annotation, biological process: regulation of mRNA splicing, via spliceosome; regulation of cell cycle. The transcript is spliced from 12 exons.
CUGGCUGCCGGGGCGGGCGGAGGUGGAGGGGGAGGGCGCCGUUCGCAUGGAGCCGCCGCUCGGUGAGUGAGGGCAGCGCCGCGCCGCGCCGGGCCCGGUGAUGCAGCACUCGGCUGCGGGCAGGCCCCCCUGCUAGGCGCUGCCCGCCCGCGCUCGGCUCGGCACACACGGGGCGGCGGAGGCCCCGCUCCAUGGAGACCAAUGGCAUCGCUCCCGCCCACCCCCACCGGCCCCGAGCCCGCCGACACGCACAGCCGCACGCUUCAGCCCACCAUGGCCCCCACGCCGCCGCCGCCGCCGCCGCUCCGGCCCUCGGUGAGUGGAAAGGUAGAAGGCCAGCCCAAUGGUGACACAAUCCCAGCUGAGCAAGCCAAUCCUUCAGAUGACACUGGUGCUGGUGCUGGGAGUCGUCAGAAUGAUCAGAUAGUGCAGAAAAUAGAGGAAGUGCUCUCUGGAGCCCUUGAUACAGAGCUGCAGUGCAAAUCAGAUGUAGACAAAAAUACUGUGAAAAAUAGUACUCAGUCUACAAAAAGAAGCUCCACUGGUGAAGAUGAAAUUCCUAGGAAAAAAUCCAAGAAGAACAAGAAGCACAAAAGUAAGAAGAAGAAGAAAAAGAAGAAGAAAAGGAAGAAAGAGAAAAAGCAUAAAAAGCAGCCAAAGGAGUCGAAGUUGAGCACACGUCAUGGAGAUCAUGCAGACUUGCAGCCUGCUUCUCAGUUGAUGCCAGAGAAAUCAAGCUCCAAGUUGAGUGUACAGCAUGGAGGAUCUGGAGAUGCAAAUCUGUCUGUCCACAUGCAACCAGAAGAACUGUGCUUAAAAGCCAGUGGGGAGCUUGAUAGGCAAGCUCUAGGACUUACUUCUCAUUCAAUAACUGAUUCUCAGCAAUCUACAGAAAAUCUUGGAAGUGAGAAGGGGACUUUGUGUGCAACAAAUCCUCCAUUUAAUAUAGAAGGCAGCCAGUCUGUUAUCCCAGAAAAUGCUAGUAUAACUCAAACUAGAAUUUGCACUAGAGAAGAACAAAUUAAACAGUCUCAUGAAUCUAUUUAUCCUAUAGCUAUUCAUGCAAGUGAAAAGGAUGUUCUUGUUGAUACUGGACAUGAUACUUCGUCUAGCAUCCCAUUGGGAGUUGCCAAUAAAACUGAAAUUCAGAAAGAUUCGUCAGCAACUGUAGCUUCAGAGGUAAUAGAAGCACUAAAAGUUUCAGAAGUUAUUCUGGAAUCUAAAGGCACUGGGGAAGUAAGAGCUUUGGAUACAGUUCUUGAGUCUGAGACUAUGGAGGUGUUGGAAUAUUCAGAAGCAUCUCUACAAUCUAUGGCACAGGCGGGAGCAAAAGAGUUAGAAGCAGCUGCAGAAUCUGUGUCUUUGGCAAGUGAUGUCACAACAAUUCCUGCAAAUCAGGUGGGUCUGAAUACUGUGAACGUAGCUCACGUGCCUGUUGCCAUGGAAGAAGUGAAAAUUCCAGAAGCAACUGAAGAAUCUCUGCAUAUGGGAAAUGUGAAAAAUGUGGAAAGAUCGUUGGAAUUAGGGGGUGCGAAGCCCUCAGUUAUAUCUGAUCAUCUGAGAGUGACACAGUGCAGCCCCAUGGAGGGUUCAAGUGUUUUGAAGGCAGAUGUGUCUUUGCAACAUCCUUUUAAAAUACCUGCAGCGACUGCUGUGACCCAGGUGGAAAUAAAAAGUGCCAAAAUACUCCUGGGAUCAGGAGCUGUUACAGAAGUGAAGGGUAUUGAACUAGCUAGAGGCUCUAGCUCAGUCAAAGAGGCUCAAGAAGGUCUGCAAGUUGAAGUAGUCAAAGAUGUGGAAGGUACCACUGACCCUGCAACAGUGCUGAAUGCCUCAGGAGUGUUCCUACAACCUCAAGUCUUGACAGAAACAAGAAGUGUGGAUAGAAUCCAGCAAUCUGCACUUCCGGCGGAAUUAACAGAUGUAAAUGUGGCUGCAGAUGCAAAAGGUUUAAGAGCAACUCAAGAACCUGUAGCGGUUGUGCAGACCUUCGUUCCCCAAACAACUCCAGAAAUCCAGAUGGUGGAGGGUUUUAAAGGUCCACGAGCAACUGUGGAAGCUACAGCACUAACAGGAGUAAAAGGUCGAGAAACAAGCCAAGCUACUCUGCAGCUGGAAAAUACUAAUACUUCAAAAAUUUCAGGAUCUACUCUCAAGCCUGUAGCUGUAACAGAGUCAAAAGAUUCAGAAGGUACUUCAUUACUGAGACAACCAGAGGAACUGAGAGUAUUAAGAUCUGAGAGUGAAUCAAAUGUGAGAGGUUUGGAAGCAAUUUCCCUAUCUUUGCAAAUGGAAGGUGUGAAAGCUUCAGAAGAAUCUGUGCUUUGUAGGUCUGUAGCUAGAGGCUUAGCAGCCACACUAGAUUCAACAGCGGUGUCAAAAGGUUCAGAAAUAAAUCUAGGUAGUAUGGCAGGAGUAGAAGCAGGCUCGGAGGCCAGUCACCGAGCCAUUGGAUCUGCGAGACCAAUGAAAAGUUUGGAAACAACUAUAGGGCCUGUAGCAGUAACAGAAAGGACUCUUGAAUCUGUGGUUGCAUCUGUAAGCAUGGAACCAGUUAAAGAGUCUGAGACAUUAGCAGGAAUGGUACAUUUGAAAACCACAGCAGAAACAGUUGUAGAACCCCUUGGUGCAAGCAGAACAGGGAAUUCCAUCGUUUCGCAUUCUCAGGUCAUGACACAUACGGGAAUCUCACAAACUGAGGUGGUGGGGGACAUAAAGGAUUCUGAACCAGCUACCAGUUUUGCCACUGUAGAAGUGAGAGGUUUAGGCAACUUGUCGGAAGUUGCAGAGGUGAAAGAUGUGGAAGCGAGAUCAAAAACUUCACACUUAACACAGAUGAAAAAUUUGGAAAUGGUUGUGGGAUCUGAAGCAAGUUCAGAAUCUGUACGGGAGCAAACAGUAGGUCAUUCACAAGCAGUAUUAGAGUCUUUGCCCAGAGUGGAAGAAAAAGCUAUGGCAUCAGAAAUAGUGACAGAAGUGAGAAACUUGAAAGGAACUUUAGAAUCUCAGAUUUUGACAGAUGUGAGAACUCAGGGACCUACUGUUGAGUAUAUAAUUGCAACAAGGAGGACAAGCAUGCAAAAAAACGAGCCCUCACUUAGUAAUAUAAAAGUUUUGGAAGAAGCUUCAGAAACAGAGAAAGUAACGAAAGCAAAAUAUUUGGAGCCAGCAUCAGAAGCUAGAGAAUUGAGGUUGUUGGAAAGUAUGAAAGAGUCUGCGACAGUAGAGGUGAAAGGUUCUGAAGCAGUUGAAGAGCCUGAGGUACACAUGGAUAUCCAAGGUUUGGAAGCUUCCCAGAAGUUUGGAAAUGUUGGGGUGGUGAAUGUUUUAGAGGAUGCUUCAGAAGCUGUUCCAGAAUCUUUUCACACUGAAAAACAAGAGCAUCUGCAAGUAGUACUAGAAGCAAAACCUGCUGCAGAAUGGGAGAGCACAGAAGAGGCACCAGAAGUCUUGAGUGCUGCUGAAAUGAGAUCUGAACCAGUUCCAAAAACAGGGGACAUGAAAGAUAUGGAAGCAAUGCCGGAACAUGAAGUGGCAGCAGAAGUACAAUAUGCAGAAGGAGUGCAGGGUCAGCAGAUGGAGGAUGUGAAUGUUCCAGGUCAAGCUCUUGAAUGUGAGAUACUGGUUGAGAAGAAAGAUGCAGAGCAAAUUCAAGCAUCUGAGCCUUUAAUAGCAGAAACAGUUUUUAGUUCUUCACAUGCAGCAGAUGAAAAAGAUUCAGCAGGGACUCCUGAAUUCGAAAUAAUUGGAGACACAAAACAAUUGGAAGCAGCUCCAGCUCACAUUGCAGAAACAGAAGAUUUGGAAACUGCACCUCUUCCUGAGACUGUUGUAGGGCUGAAAGAGGCAGAAGCAGAUGGAGGGUUGGAGGCAGAGACAAAAGAUUUGGAAGCAGUUCCAGUACCUGAGACCGUUACAGAAGCAGUUCCAGUACUUGCGGCAGAGGCAAGUCAGUCAGAAGUCAUUCCACCGGCUGAGGCUGUCAAAGAAGCCACUCCAGAACAGGAGUCAGAGAAAAGAGAUUCAGAAACAUCCGAUGUGCAACCUGAUGUGGCGGCACGGAUGAAGGAGACUCUGAUGAGACUUGAGAAAGUUAUGGAAAAAAGCAGCCAUAGAAGCAGUGAUAAAAAGCAUGAUGCAAAGAAACAAAAAAGGAGUCGCUCCAAGUCUCAGUCCAGGUCUAGGAAGCGGAAGAAAAAAUCAAGGUCGCGUUCUACUUCCAGGCGUUUGACCUCUAAAAGAGCACGUUCUAGGAGCAGAAACCAUUCAGAUUCCAGAAAAAAACAUUCCAAAUCUAGAUCCAGAUCUGUGGAGAAGAGAGAGAGAAGAGUGUCUUCCCGGAGGUCCAGGCGCAGACGUUCCAGGUCAUCUGACCGUUACAGGUCUAAGUCCAGAUCAGCAGAAAAGAGAGGGAGGUCCAGACGUAGACGUUCCAGGUCGUCUGACCACUACAGGUCUAAAUCCAGAUCAGUGGAAAAACGCCUGUCCUCCCGAAGGUCCAGACGUAGACGUUCCAGGUCUUCUGACCGCUACAGGUCCAAGUCCAGGUCAGUGGAAAAACGGCUGUCCUCCCGAAGGUCUGGGCGCCGACGUUCCAGGUCUUCUGACCGCUACAGGUCUAAGUCUAGGUCAGUGGAAAAGCGACUGUCGUCUCGAAGGUCUGGGCGCCGACGUUCCAGGUCUUCUGACCGCUACAGGUCUAAGUCCAGGUCAGUGGAAAAGCGACUGUCCUCUCGAAGGUCUGGGCGCCGACGUUCCAGGUCUUCUGACCGCUACAGGUCUAAAUCACGGUCAGUGGAAAAGAGACUGUCCUCCCGAAGGUCUGGGCGCCGACGUUCCAGGUCUUCUGACCGCUACAGGUCUAAAUCACGGUCAGUGGAAAAGAGGGGGAGCAGGUUGUCCUCCUGGAGAUCCCGCCGCAGACGUUCCAGGUCCUCUGACCGUUCUAAAUCAAGAUCCAGGUCUUCAGAAAAGAGAGGGGGCAAAGAAUACUCAUGGAGGUUCAGACAUAGAGGGUCUGGUUCCUCCGAUCGUUCGAAAUCUAGGUCAAGAUCUGUAGAGAAGAGAGGUCGGAAGGCAUCUCUGCGGAGGUCUAAACGUCAGCGCUCAAAGUCCUCUGACCGGUACAAGUCUAGAUCCAGAUCAGUAGAAAAAAGAGAUCGAAAGCAAUCAUCGCGAAAGUCUAAACGUCAGCGCUCAAAGUCUUCUGACCGUUACAAGUCUAGAUCCAAAUCAGUGGAAAAAAAGAAGGAGUCAUCACGAAAAUCUAAGCGUCGCCGAUCAAAAUCUUCUGAACGUUACAAGUCUAGGUCUAGGUCUGUUGAAAAAAAACGCAAGGAGUCUUCAAAAAAAUCCAAACGGAAACGGUCCAAGUCCUCUGAUAGUGUUAAGUCAAGGUCCAAGUCUAUAGAAAAAAGAGAGAAUAAGUUAUCCUCAGUAAAGUGCAGUAGCAAGCAUGCGGAGUCCUCUGAACUCACAGAGUCAACCAAAUGUCUUGAUAAAGUAGAUGUUCCUGAACCUUCUGUUGCAAGUGAAGGCAGCUCUAAAUCCUCUAAUGGUCCCACAUCAGUAGCUUUGUCUGUUGAAGGAAUAAAUGGCCCAGAGCUGCCGCCAGCAUCUGAAAGUGGAUUUUCCCAAACUUUUGAUAGUCUUGAGAAAAGUUCCUCAUCUGUUGAAAAAACAGUGGGUCUGCAGCCUUCUGUGAUGUCUGAACUUGAUAGCUCCAAAACCCCAGAUGACCAGGAAUUGAGAUCCGUGCCUGUGGAAGAAACACAGGUUUCAGAGCUUCCUGUGACAUCUGAAAAUGGAUCAGCGGAAAAAGCAGUGUCUCUGGAGUCUUCAUCACUACCUGAACUUACAUACUGCGCAUCCAAGUCAAGAUCAUCAUCUGUCGAAAAAAGUGGAGAUCCAGAAACUUCUUUGGUAAUGCAAUUUCAGCACUUUGCAUCCCAUGAAAAUGAGUCAAGAUCUACCUCUCUCAAAGAAAUAGAGGGUCCAGAGCCUCUUCUGACACUUCAAAGUGGAUGCUCUGUAUCUUCUGAUGAUUACAAGACAAUCUCCUCAUCAUCUGGAAGAAUAGAGGUUCAGGGAUCUUCUCUGAUGUCUGAAAGUGUACCGUCUGACUUGUCCGAGGGUCAUGAAUUGAGACAUAUCCCCGGUGAAAAACAAGAGCUUCAGAAUUUUUUGCAAGUACCUGAAAGUGAAUCUUCCAAGUUGGCUGACAGCCCUGAGUCAAGGUCACUACCAUUUGAAACAGUAGAGGCUCAAAAAUCUUUUCAGGCACCUGAAGUUACACGCUCUGCGUUCCCUGAUGUCUCUGAAUCAUCCUCCUUGCCUAUUGAAAAGGGACAGAUGCGUGAGCCUUCUCUGGUUUCUGACAGUGGAUGCUUCAGGUCUCCUGACGGACAUGAGUCAGGAUCCAGCUUUGCUCCACAAAUAAAUGAGUUUCCAUUGAUGCCUGAAGGUGGGUCUUUCAGGUCACCUGAUGUAAAUGACCAAAGAUCUUUAUCUGUUGAAAAAGUAAAGGCUCCAGCUGUUUCCCUAACAUCUGAGUGUGGUCCUGUUGAGGUCUCGGGUGACGUCAUUGCAGUGUCAUCUUUUGAAAAAAUGCAGGAGGUUGCAUUCACAACUGUUCAUGAGUCCAGAUCAUCCGUUGACAAAGAUUUAGAUGGUCCGACACUUUCACAAGUACUUGAAGUUGACUGCUCUGAAUCUUCUGAAAUGCCUGAAUCGAGAUACCUGCCUGCUGGAAAAAUAGAGGGCACAGGAUCUUUCUUGGUGUCUAAAAAUGUAAUUCCUGUGUGCCAUGAUGGCCAUAUAUCAAGACACAAUUACUUUGAGAAAACAGAAGGUGCAGAACUGUCGUUGGCAUCUGAGCUUAGGUGUUCGGUCUUCCCUGAAGGCUAUAAAUUGACAUCCACUGCAGUUGACAAAGUGGAGUUACAGAAGCCACUGGAAGGUGGGUUCUCUGAGUCUGCUGAUGUUUGUGAAUCAGUAAGCACACCUACUGAAAAACUGCAGGCCCCAGUGACUUCUUUGACAUCUGAAGAUGGGCUUUUCGUGUUGCAUGACAGUCAUGAAUUGACACCUAUCCCUGCUGAAAAAGUAGAGGUGCAAAAGCCAUCUUUGCCAUCUGAACUGAAAUGCAUUGCAUCCCCUGAUGGCCACAAACUGAGAUCUGCUUAUGAUGAAGAAAUACAAGUGCAGGAGACACCUCUGGUACUGGAAAGCAGAUGUUCUGUUUCUGCUGAUGGUCAUGUGUUGACAUCCACCCCUUUUGAAAAAGUUGAGGUAGAGGAGCCUUCUCAAAUAGCUGGAAAUGAAUACAGAAUAGGGCUUGAUGGCCCGCAGUUAACAUCAACCCCUGCUGAAAAAACAGAGAUACGGGAACUUUAUCAGAUGUCUGAAGACAGAUGUUCAGUGUCCAUUGAGAGCCAGGAGUUGCGGUCACCCCCUGUUGAAAAGAUACAAGUGCAAGAGCCUGCUCUCAUGUCUGAAAAUGAAUAUGCUGUAUCUUGGGAGGGCCAGGAGUUGAGAUCUAGCUCUCCUGAAAAGGUAGAGAUGCAGGAGGCUUCUGUAGUACCUGACGAUGAAUAUACUGUGUCUUCUGAAGGUCACAAAUUGCCAUCUUCCCUUGCUGAAAAAACAGAGGUACAAGAGUGUUCUCUGCUGUCUGAAAAUGAAUAUGCUGUAUCUCUUGAGGGCCGGGAGAUGACAGCCAUCCCUGCUGAAAAAGAGGUGCAGGAGCCUUCUCUGACAUCCAACAGUGAGUAUACCAUCUUGCCUGAACGCGAAGGAUUACAGUCUACCCUUGCUGAAAAAAUGGUGGUGCAGGAGCCUUCACUAAUGUCAGACAGUCAAUAUGCUGCGUCCCCUGAAGGGCAGGAGUUGCUCCCUGCUCUUACUGAAAAAACAGAGGUGCAGGAGUGUGCUUUGCUGUCUGAAAAUGAGUAUGAUGUAUCCCCUGAAGGCCAUGAUUUGAGAUCCAGUCCUGCUGAAAAGGAAGAAAUGGAGGAACAUUCUGAAUCAUCUGAAAGUGAAAGUUCAAUGUCCACUGAUAGUCAGGAGUUGCAGUCUACUGUUGUUGAAAAAACAGAGGUGCAGGAGCUGUCUUUGAUGUCUGAAGGUGAAUGUGCCAUGUCCCCUGAAGGUCAGGAGCUGCAGUCUAGCCCUAUUGAAAAAGUAGAGGCUGAGGAACCUUCUCUGACAUAUGAAAAUGAACAUGCACUGUCCCCUCAAGAGUAUGAAUCAAGAUUGACUCAUGCUGAGAAAACAGAGGAUAUGGAUUCUUCUUUCACAUCUGAAAAUGACCAUCUUUUGUCUUUCGAGAGCCAGGAGGUAAGAUUCACCCCUAUUCGAAAAGCAGAUGUGGGUGAGCUUUCUCCAACACCUGAAAAUGAACAUGCAGCAUCCCCUGAUGGCCAGGAGUUGAGAUUCGCCACUGUUGAAAAAGUAGGCGGUCUUGAACCUUUGACACUAAAUGAUAGAGCCUCCAUGUCCCCUGAUGGCAGUGACUUGAAAUCCAUCCCUGCUGAAAAAACGGAUGAUGCAAUGCCUUCUUUAAUGCAUGAAAGUGGGUGCUCCAUGUCCCCUGAUGGCUACAGUGUGAAAUCUGGCCCUGGUGAGGAAACAGGGGAUCUAGAGCCCUCUUUGGUAUCUGAACGUAGACAUUCCACAUCUUCAUAUCAGGAAGGUCAUGAGCUGAAAUCUCCCAUGGAGGAAGAGGGUCUGGAGUCCUCUUUGACUUCUGAACAUAGAAGGUCUGUGUCUCCUGAGGGCCAUGAGCAGAAAUCUAUAGAUGAAGAAAUGGAUGAUCGGGAGCCCUCUUUGGCAUCUGAACAUAGGCGCUCCAUGUCCCCUGAUGAGCAUGAGUCAAGAUCUAGCAUUGGUGAAGAAGCAGAGUAUCUGGAGCAGCCUUUGACAACAGAACGUAGAUCCUCUGUGUCUUCUGAUGAGCAUGAGUCAAGGUCUACCACUGGUGAAGAGAUAGAGGAUGCAGAACCCUCAUUGGCAGCUGAACGACGAGACUCCACAUCUUCUGAUGAGCAUGAGUCAAGGUCUACUGCUGGUGAAGAUAUGGAAGAUGGGGAGCCCUCUUUGACAGCUGAACGCAGACAUUCCACAUCCUCUGAUGACCGUGAGUCAAGGUCUACAACUGGUGAAGAAAUAGAGGAUUUGGAACCUUCUUUGGCAGCUGAAGAUAGACGCUCCAUGUCUCCUGAUGGACGUGAGUCAAGGUCAACCACUGGUGAAGAAGCAGAGGACCGGGAGCUCUCGUUGACAGCUGAACGUAGGCAUUCCACAUCCUCAGAUGAGCAUGAGUCGAGGUCUACUGCUGGUGAAGAUGCGGAGGAUAUGGAACCUUCCUUGACAGCUGAACGAAGAGAUUCCACAUCAUCAGAUGAUCACGAGUCAAGGUCUACCACUGGUGAAGAAGCAGAGGACAUGGAACCCUCUUUGACAACUGAACACAGACGUUCUACAUCCCCUGAUGGGCGUGAAUCGAGGUCUACCACUGGUGAAGAAGCAGAUGACGUGGAGACCUCCUUGACAGCUGAACGAAGAGACUCCACGUCGUCAGAUGAUCAUGAAUCAAGGUCUACCACUGGUGAAGAGGGUGAGGAUGUGGAGCCCUCUUUGGCAGAUGAAGAUAAACAGGAUUCCACACCUCUUGAGAGGUCGGAGGAACAGGACUCUUCCUUUAUACAUGAAAGUAGGUGUUCUGAGUCUUCCGAACGUGAAAAAUCUAGAUCCAAAUCUGUUGAUAAAAUGUCUGACAAAGAGUCUCCACGAAGAUCUAUAAGCAGACGCUCAAAGUCUCUUACUCGCCAAAAGAGUCGAUCCACAUCUGUUGAAAAAGUGGCAGACGGAGAGUCUUCACGGAGAUCUAGACGUAGACGUUCCAGGUCUGCUGCUCACCAGAAGAGUAGAUCCACAUCUAUUGAAAAAACAGCAGACAAAGAGUCUUCACGGAGGUCUAGACGUAGACGCUCCAGGUCCGCUGCUCGCCAAAGGAGUCAAUCAACAUCUGUUGAAAAAGCAGCAGACAAAGAGUCUUCGCGGAGGUCUAGACGUAGGCGCUCCAGGUCCGCUGCUCGCCAACGGAGUCGAUCCAAAUCUGUUGAAAAAACAGCAGACAAAGAAUCUUCACGAAGGUCUAGAAGCAGGCGCUCCAGGUCUUCACAGCGCAGAUCCCAGAGGUACGAUACAGACUCUCGCUCUAGACGGAAUCGCUCCAGAUCAGUAACACGGAGAAGAGCAUCAAGAUCAAAAUCUAAUCGUCGCUCUCGGUCUAGCUCGUUGUCGCGUUCAAGGCACAGAAGGAGGAGUAGGUCAAGGUCAGCAUCAAGAAGGCGACGUUCUUUAUCAAGAGACAGGCGUAAGAGAUCUCAGAGAAAUAGAUCAAGAUCUACCGACAGAAGAAGAAGAAGAUCAGAUUCAAGAGAUCGUAGAAUAUCACUCAGAUUACGGAGCAGGAGUCGAACACCUAUUCGUCAAAGGCGAUCAAGGUCAAGAGGAAGAAGACGGAGCUCUAGUAGGUCACCAAUUCGACUUCGACGGUCAAGAUCUUCAGGGAGACGAAGAUACAGCAGAUCACCUGAUCGUCGUAGGUCGAGGUCAUCAGAACGAUUUUCCAGCAGGUCACCUAAACGUCUUACAGACUUGGACAAGGCUCAGCUACUUGAAAUAGCCAAAGCUAAUGCAGCGGCCAUGUGUGCUAAGUCUGGUGUUCCCUUACCACCAAGCCUGAUGCCUUUGUUAUCUCAAAAGAAAGACGACAAAGCCAAUCAGAAGUCAUCAAGAGAUACGCUAAAGGAGCUCACAGAGAAAUGCAAGAAGAUUGCUCAAAGCACAGAUGAUGUGAUAGUGAACAAACCUCAUGUUUCUGAUGAAGAGGAGGAAGAACGUCCUUUCUAUAAUCAUCCUUUUAAGCUCAGUGAACCCAAACCUAUUUUUUUCAAUUUAAGUACUCCCAGCAUAAAACCAGCACCACCACCACAACCAAAAAAUCAGGUCAGCUUGUCAAAGGAGUUCCCUGUUUCAUCUGGGUCUCAGCAUAGGAAAAAAGAAGCAGAUAGUGUCUAUGGAGAAUGGGUUCCAGUUGAAAAAGGCAAAGACGACGGCAAGGAUGAUGUUUUCCCCAAACCAUCCAUUGAGGGCGUGGACAUAACUACAGCUAUGAAUGAUCGAGCACUGGCUCAGAAAAGGCUUAAUGAAAACACGUUUGAUUUAGAGGCCAUGUGCAUGUUAAAUCGUGCACAGGAACAGAUUGACGCCUGGGCUCAAUCAAACUCCAUACCUGGCCAGUUCACAGGAAGUACUGGAGCACAGAUAUUGUCCUCGGAUGAGCUGACCAACAGUGGUCCCCAAGCGUGGAUUAGAAAGGAUCAGUUCUUAAGAGCAGCCCCUGUAACUGGAGGAAUGGGAGCUCAACUGAUGAGAAAAAUGGGCUGGAGAGAAGGAGAAGGCCUUGGGAAAAACAAAGAAGGCAGCGUUGAGCCUAUUAUGGUCGAUUUUAAGACAGAUCGAAAAGGGCUUGUUGCUGUGGGAGAGAAGGCACAAAAGAGAUCUGGACAUUAUGUUGUGAUGAAGGAUCUUUCAGGUAAACAUCCAGUUUCUGCGUUGAUGGAGAUCUGUAACAAAAGAAGAUGGUCACCACCCGAAUUUGUGUUGGUGGAUGAUAGUGGGCCUGAUCAUCGCAAACAUUUUAUCUUUAAGGUGAGAGUCAAUGGAAAUGAAUACAGGCCUACUUUUGCCAGCCUUAAUAAGAAGCAUGCUAAAGCCACAGCAGCAACUGCGGCUCUCCAAGCGAUGGGACUUGUACCAAAGGAAAGCAUGGUUAAUACCACCAUGUUUAGGAGUGCCUCACACCGCUAGAUAUUGUUUUUUAUAUUGACAUUAUUUCAGAUAAUUUUACUCUGCACAAAAAUGGUAUUUGCCCUUUCAUGUUGUAAAUACAUCGGCAAUUCCCACGUUGUAAAAACUGUACAGACACCUUCAGGUUUUUCUUUUGUACCAUCAAAAUGUAUUUAAAUCAUACUUAGUUUUUGGUAUGUUUAUAUUGUUUACAUUAGUGAUGUAAUUAUUUCUUAAACGACUAAAUCAGACGACAGACUCUGGAGGCAUCAGUAAUCUAAACCCUUGUUUUAAAAACUCAUGCAAUUUCUCUUCAAGACAGAAUGUUAACACUUUCAUACUGUUUUGUACUACGCUGCGGUUUUCCCUGGUCUCGGUAAAGCUCCUCGCGCACUUUUGCCGGCAGCUUGGUAAAAGGUGGUGCGGCGGCUUCACCUUAGUCUAGUCGAGGCUGGCGCGUACUGCUGGACAGAUACUGGGCCAGUACCGUCACCCCCGCCAGAGAGCGCCCGGGCAGCCCUGUUGUACGGUGUUAACCCCGCGGCUUCUCUCGCCAUUUUGUUUUUUUGGGGGGGAGGGGGUCUAACUGGGUGGCGCACUGCGACUGGCCGUACAGCCCAUACUCUAGGACAGACCUGAUUAGGCAAAAGACUUGGCUUUCAAAAAAGGGAUGGCAGAAAGUCCAGCAAUGGAACCGAUGAGACUUGCGGUGUAAAGGUGACUCUCCCUGCAUGUUCUAAGAGAGGGAGGUGACGGAGUUGUCUAUUCCAAACAAAUUAACACACUGCCUGAUGUUGAUUGUAUGAAUUUGUGGUUAAUGUGAAUUUUAAACUCUUAACAAAUCUACAACUGGAUUCGGGGUGGGGGGGUGGGGGGGAGGGGAUAGAAUGAUGCUUAAAUUGUUGUACCCGACUUGGUCAAUAAAGCAGCACAAGUUCAUAAUCUUAAUCACUGGUCAGUAAACAGUAAUUAAAAUGUAUGCCAAAACAACUUUUCGAAGAAACGCACAGUGUAGAAGUACGCUUUGUGAAGAUUAUCAGCAGCUGUUAGGGUUGCAGAAUCAGUUCUAGUCAUUUGUGGUUGCUUUGGACUAUUACCAAAUUAACUCCUUGGGCUUAAAUUUUCCGUAAUGGCACUCUGCCCACAAGGAGACAGCCCCAUCCAGAGUUUUGGCAGUUUGACAAGGGAGAGGAUGUAGAAAGCUUUUCCUUCUUUUUUCUUUUCUUUUUUUUUUUUUUUGUUUUGUUUAACUUAAGAAGUAUUAGUACUUUAGCUAUGUGCACUUUGAAUUGGAAAGGACGUUGUACACCUCUUGCCAGGUUUGACGGAGUGAAGAGCAGAUUGCCAGGAUUUACAGACUCCAGUCUUUCGGGUGCUUAUUUCAGAAAAGUCUUUUCGAGGUCUCUCUGUCACAUCUGCUGACCAGAGCUUCCUCUGGGACACAGUUUGCGAAACACAGUUUGUACGCAGCAAGGCUGUGCUCAGGCCUGAGGUGAAUGACCUUUGCAAUGGUAGUAGGAACGUGGAGGUGAAGAAUUAACGAGUACCUCCUCUUCCACUGACUAAGGUGACUUUGUGUGUAUUCUGUCAACUCUUAUGGAACAAGGUGUCUGUCUUUGCCCCAAGGAUCAAUGUCUGAUGUUGUGUACAGCAGAGAAAUGGUAUUUGGUUCUCCACCACACACUUCCGAGAAAUAAAACCCCUUAUUAGUCUGUCAAAGCGCUGUAGAAAUGCCUAAGUUAAUCUUAAUUUUCAUGGACGUAGUUGUCUUUAAUUAAACUUUUUUUCCCUUUGGCUUCUCA